Oreochromis niloticus (Nile tilapia) is the source of this 2321-nucleotide messenger RNA. RefSeq lists its product as uncharacterized. The transcript has 3 exons. NCBI's taxonomy places the organism in Eukaryota, Metazoa, Chordata, Actinopteri, Cichliformes, Cichlidae. The record is from RefSeq and is a predicted model, not a curated record. The coding region runs from base 649 to 1584 and encodes 311 amino acids. Gene Ontology annotation, molecular function: nucleic acid binding.
AUUUCAAACACAACCACCACUCUCACAGUUACCCCAUACAUACAAACGUUCAGUAAUCCAAAAAACAGCAAUAUUGUUGGCUCAUCACUCGUGCUGCCCUCCAUCCUCUUUGUAGUCUGUGUGAGUUUGACUGGUUCAGAUUUCACUAUAAAACAUAAAAACUGAACAGGAUUAAACCAAAGUAUGGAUUGAUGAGCAACCUCUGUGUUGUGCCCCGUGGAGAAAUUAGCACUGUGAGGCUAGCUCAGAAAGUACAGACUUCCUUGUUACAGUUUUUCUCGAUUGCUUAAACACUAUAACCAGGCCUCUAAACUAAAAUUUCAAAACCAUAAACGCUAUUGGUCAAAAAGCUCACCCAUUUCCCUGAACUAUAAACACUAUUCCCUGCUUUGACACAUGACUCAAAUUUGGUGAACUGGUACUGCAAAACUCUACACACAAAUCCCUACAUUUUACAGUGCUUACACCAUGUAGUCAUGUAGAAAGCACUAGCAUGCAAUAAUGUUAACUUAAGUCAGCAUAGCUUGAGCCCAAUUAGCACACAAUUAACCAGGUGGAAACACUAGGAGUCAAAAUUUAGCACACACCAAUCAGAACCUGCGAUGGAUAGAUAAAAGGGCCAAAGUCAGCUCAUUCAGGUUUGAAACAAUGGAUCCAAAGAGAUGCAAAGGAAGAGGACGUGGUGGAGAAAGAGGACGUGGUGAAAGAGGAGGACGUGGUGGAGAAAGAGGACGUGGUGAAAGAGGAGGAGGAGGAGGUGGUGAAGGAGGUGGAGGUGGAGAACGACGGCGACAAGGAAGGGGAAGAGCAAGGGCACGAAGACAGUCAGUCUCGGAUGAAAUUCGAGCCACUUUAGUUGACCAUGUCCUUGUCCAUGGGAUGACUAUGAGGGAGGCUGGGCAACGAGUACAACCAAAUUUGAGUCGCUUCACUGUUGCCUCCAUCAUCAGAACCUUCAGGGAGGAAAACAGGACACAGAGACGACCACCUGGUGGAGGCAGGUUAAGGCUUUUGUCGGAGGAGCAAGAGAGGGAACUUGUAAACAUGGUAAUUGCAAAUAAUGUAAUCCGCCUGCAAGAGAUUCAAAGGAGAGUGAUUGAGGAUGAUCAUCUUUUUCGAGGCAUAAAUGCCAUCAGCCUCUCCACAAUUGACCGCAUCCUCCGAAAGAAUCAAUUCCGGAUGAAACAGGCAUACCGAGUCCCUUUCGAACGAAACUCUGACAGAGUGAAAAACCAACGUGUGGAAUAUGUUCAGAGAAUCUUUGAGACUGAAGGACGGCCUGUUCCCCAUGAAAUGAUCUUUGUGGAUGAGGCAGGUUUUAACCUGACCAAAAGAAGGAAAAGGGGGAGGAACAUAAUUGGCCAUCGGGCUAUUGUAAAUGUCCCUGGUCAGCGUGGGGGGAAUGUCACUAUGUGCGCAGCCAUCAGCCAACGAGGGGUACUCCACCGCCAUGCCGUACUAGGACCCUAUAACACUAUGCUUCUCCUUGCUUUUCUUGAUGGUUUAAGACAACAUUAUGUUCCAGCUGGACUACAGGGAACCAGCACAGCCAGAGCAGCCUCACUACGUUGUUGUGUGGGAUAACGUCAGCUUCCAUCGCGCUGCUCUGGUUCGUGACUGGUUUACCAAUAACCCAAGGUUUUCUAAUAUCUUUCUGCCUGCAUACUCCCCCUUUCUAAACCCGAUAGAGGAGUUAUUUUCGGCAUGGCGGUGGAAAGUGUAUGACCGAGAACCUUAUGUCCGUGUUCACCUCCUUCAGGCCAUGGAAGAGGCCUGCCUAGACAUAUCAGUAGAUGCAUGCCAGGGGUGGAUCAGGCAUGCAAGAGGAUUUUACCCCCGCUGCCUGGCUGGGGCCAAUAUAGCCUGUGAUGUGGAUGAGAUUCUCUGGCCUGACCCAGACCAAAGACAAGAUGCUGUGGUGGGAUAAUGUUUCUGGUGUGUGUUGUACUGUAUAGUACAUGAAUGACAAUGUGCCACUGUACAUACAUUGGUUGCGUCUUUUGUGUUUAUCAUGUGACAAGGGUUUUGAAGGGGAGAACCAUAAGCAACCUAAUUGUUUUGGAACUAUUGUUUUGAAUUAAUUGUACCAGUGUGCAAAACUCUGUUGUAGUGUGUGUGUUUUUGAGGGCUUGUGUUUGAUGUCUGAGGGCAAAGUUCGGUUUUUCAGCAGGAGUGAAUAGUUUUGGGUGUAGAGCUUCAUUUUGACCUGGAAAUAGGAUGUUUGGGGAAUUGAGUGAGAUGUUAUGGAUUUGUGUUUACUGUUGUGCGGAUAUGAGGCGUAGUUUCAAGAAAUGUGUUUUAGCAAUCGAGAAAAACUGUAA